Fomitopsis serialis is the source of this 1899-nucleotide messenger RNA. RefSeq names its product P-loop containing nucleoside triphosphate hydrolase protein. The transcript is spliced from 12 exons. Gene Ontology annotation, molecular function: ATP binding; RNA binding; RNA helicase activity. NCBI's taxonomy places the organism in Eukaryota, Fungi, Basidiomycota, Agaricomycetes, Polyporales, Fomitopsidaceae. Gene Ontology annotation, biological process: mRNA splicing, via spliceosome. Bases 101 to 1696 code for a protein of 531 amino acids. The record is from RefSeq and is a predicted model, not a curated record. Gene Ontology annotation, cellular component: spliceosomal complex.
GCCGGAGACACGGUCUGGCUGCCCGGCUCAGCACGGCCCGGCGGUCCAAGUCUCCGAGAAACUCGGGCUUCGCGCGCGCCAUCCUUGCUCUCCAUCCACCAUGUCCGAACAGUCCGCUCCCAAGCGCCGCCGUAGCCAACGCUCGCCUUCGCCAGAGUACAAGCUAGACGACCAAGACAGCUACGUGCCUUACGUGCCAGUGGCUCAGCGGAGACAGGCCAAGCUCGCAAAGCUUACCUCAUGGGGAACGGACAAGAGCAAAGCAAAUGCCAGACAGGAAGAGCUGGACGAGCGUGAGGAUGAGGAACAGAGGACACUACUGAUGGAGGCGCAGGAGGUGCACGAGAAAAAGGCCGUAGAAGAACUUGCGUCUGACCUCGAGUUGGCCAAAGGUGUCCUGUACACGGAGCCGAUGACAACAUCGUACGUGAUAUCCCCCGCCCAUCGACAACUUCACUGUACGGCUCUCGAUCCAACGUACGUUCCGCUACUUAUCGUGACUGCGCAGGACAUGAAGGUGCCGGAAACACUCGUGAAGUUCCUCAAAUCCAAACGCAUCACCACGCCCACACCGAUCCAGCUGCAAGGUAUUCCCACUGCCUUCGCAGGACGCGACAUGAUCGGCAUCGCCUUCACUGGUUCCGGCAAGACGCUCGCCUUCUGCCUGCCACUGAUCAUGUUCGCGCUCGAAGAAGAAACGAAGCUACCGUUCGUUCGCGGGGAAGGUCCUGUUGGCAUCAUCCUCUGUCCUUCGCGCGAACUCGCGACACAGACAUAUGAAAACGUCCUUGUCUGGACCAACGCGUUGGCGCACGAAGGCGGUGGGAAGUACCCGCAGCUGAACACGCUGCUGUGCAUCGGCGGGAUCUCGAUGAGCGACCAGAGCCAUGUACUGGCAAGGGCAUACACAUCGUCGUGGCCACGCCGGGGCGAUGAUGUGCGGAACAUCAUGAGCUUCUUCAAGCGACAACGACAGACACUCCUGUUCUCGGCCACGAUGCCGCGGAAGAUCCAAGACUUUGCUCAAUCAUCGCUCGUCAAGCCCAUCCUUGUGAACGUUGGUCGUGCGGGUGCGGCGAAUCUUGACGUGCUCCAAGAGGCGAAGAUGGUCUAUCUCUUGGAGUGCUUGCAAAAGACGCCUCCACCGGUCAUCAUCUUCAGUGAGAAUAAGAACGAGGUCGACGACAUUCAGGAGUACCUGCUACUGAAAGGCAUUGAAGCUGUGGCUAUCCAUGGUUCGAAGUCGCAAGAGGAACGACAAUACGCGAUCAAGUCUUUCAAAUCCGGCCAGAAGGACGUCAUGGUUGCGUCGGGCGUCGCCUCCAAGGGACUUGACUUCAACGACAUUCAGCAUGUCAUCAUCUUCUCCAUGCCGAAGGAGAUCGAGGACUACGUGCACCAGAUCGGACGUACGGGCCGUAGCGGAAAGACGGGUAUUGCCACCACAUUUGUGAAUAUGAACACCCCGGAGCAAACAUUGCUCGAUUUGAAGUACUUGCUCAUGGAGGCGGGGCAAAAAGUUCCUCCCUUCCUGCAAAGUAUCGAAGAUCCGCGGGUCGGCCAGGGUGCCUCGCUCACAGGCUGUCCAGUGUGUGGAGGUCUCGGACAUGGUAUCUCGAACUGUCCCAAACUCGAGGACACUCAAAGGCGCCAGAUGGCCUCCCACCGGAUAUCCGACGAUAGAGGCGGGUAUUGAAGCGUGUCUUUUAGCAUUUCUAUCUGUUGUGUGAGUGUAUCGGUGUGCCAGUAGUGUACUUUCUGCUUUGGACUAUAUUCGCGCAUCACUCAACUGAGGUGAUGGCUACAGCUGCACACCGAGUGAGGCUUGGUUAAACGGCCAAUGGCGCUUUGAACUACUACCGUUAUCCAUGAACCCCCUGCCGCGGAGAUGACGACAGG